This is a messenger RNA of Mycotypha africana, 1656 nucleotides long. RefSeq names its product RAI1 like PD-XK nuclease-domain-containing protein. Bases 119 to 1363 code for a protein of 414 amino acids. The record is from RefSeq and is a predicted model, not a curated record. Gene Ontology annotation, cellular component: cytosol; nucleus. The transcript is spliced from 5 exons. Gene Ontology annotation, molecular function: mRNA 5'-diphosphatase activity. Lineage: Eukaryota; Fungi; Mucoromycota; Mucoromycetes; Mucorales; Mycotyphaceae. Gene Ontology annotation, biological process: NAD-cap decapping; nuclear-transcribed mRNA catabolic process.
UACACCAUUUUUUGUAAUCGCAUUGUUCAUGUGUUUGUAACUCCAGAAAAUUUGGCUUUCAAUUUUCACGUUUUUCGAGUUCUUACACGUGGUUUCUAUAUUGAAAACAGCUUCUAGAAUGAUACCACUACAAAAAAGAAGAAGACCAUCAUCAGAAACAGAGCCUGAUCCAGAUAAAUAUCAACCCCACUUGAAGAAAGCGAAACAACAAACGACAGCAUUCCGAUUAGGCAACUGGCAGGAGUAUGAAGGAUCUUGCCCUGUUUAUAAGCAGCCCAAAGAAUUGAUCUCUUACAGCAUCGAUCACGAUCGCAAAGUUUGGUUUGACAAUCGUGAAAUGAAAUAUUAUUAUCCACCGGGUCUGAAGAACGAGAAACUGGACUUGAAUGUUGGUUAUGAAAGAUUUCUUCAAAGAGAUGAAAGUAUUCUAGAGCAUAUAGAUACCCUAUUAGAUGCAUUGACUGAAUACAAAACGAGACAGUCUAAUAAUACGAUAGCGGAGAGCGAAGUGCAUGCCGAUAUUAUCACUUGGCGGGGUAUUAUGACAAAGAUAUUAUGCACUCCUUAUUCAAGAAAAGACGCUUGGGAAUUUCGGGCCACUCGAUACAAUGACAAAAUCUUUAUAGAGGAACAGUCUUUGAAAGACAAGGAUGUUGACUCAGAAAGCGAACGACAAAAAUUGAUGAGUUACUGGGGCUAUCGAUUCGAAACAAUUUGCACAGUGAGCAAGGCACCACACGAGAUAAAUAGUCAUCCAGAAAAUAGAAAAGAAUUAGUGGACCGGCUGAACCAAAGCGCGAAUACAAAUGUCCAAUACUGUGUCGUGGUGAAAACGAAACUAGGCGACAGCACUAUUAUUAUGGGGGCCGAGGUUGAUUGUUGUAGAGACACUAAACCCAAUGAUCCUGUUCGGCAACCAAGUAACUAUAUUGAGUUGAAAACAUCUCGUGUGAUUGAGACAGAGAGACAGCAGCUCUCCUUUGAUCGUUACAAGUUAUUGAAAUUCUGGGCACAGUCAUUUUUGGUCGGUGUACCGAGAGUCAUAUGCGGUUUUAGAGAUGAUGAGGGUAUCGUCAAGUCUAUUACGGAAUUCAAGACAAUGGAAAUACCUCGUCAAGUCAGAAGGCAUGAAAAUCAGACUACCUGGAACCCAUCUGUUUGCUUGAACUUUGCAAAUCAAUUAUUGCAAUGGAUAAGGACAAACAUCACAGUCAACAGUGCCACCACAACUUAUGCCAUAGACUUCAAAUAUCCUUUCCGCGAAAUCAGACUCUAUUGCACUGAUGACUCGAAUGUCUUUUUGACGCAACGGUUUAUACGUGGGAGAGUGCAGCAUGAAAUAGGCGGGGAACGUGCACACUAGUGAGAAGGUGUAUAGUUGACGAAACAUGUUUCUCCUGUAUGUUUAUUUAUAACUCUCCACAACAAUGUUACAAACAACAGAAGAAGGCAAUACUCUCGGAUAAUACUAUUGAUGAUGACGAAUGCAUAAAAAUGUAUAUAUAGAUCUGAAUCUGUUACUAAAAUAAACAGAGAGGAUCGAAAAGGGCAAAGUGUAUUAGCAAUACUAUCAGCUGCUGCGAGCCAAAAAAUAAAAAAAGAAUAGAAAAAAAAUAAAUAAAAAAUUGGGCAGUAUUUCUGCUUUGUCAGGUCUCA